Molecule: messenger RNA, 914 nt
Organism: Cervus elaphus (red deer)
Lineage: Eukaryota; Metazoa; Chordata; Mammalia; Artiodactyla; Cervidae
Gene: RPS6
Product: ribosomal protein S6
Exons: 6
Coding region: 124-873 (249 amino acids)
Biological process (GO): translation
Cellular component (GO): ribosome
Molecular function (GO): structural constituent of ribosome
Source: RefSeq, a predicted model, not a curated record
CUUACGUCUACUAUCCCAGGCGUCUGCACAUCUCGCGAGAACUGGAAGAGCCUAUGUGACCUGGGCUAAGCGGAAGUUGGGUCUCUUUUUCGUGGCGCCUCGGAGGCUGUCGGCCACUUCAGAAUGAAGCUGAACAUCUCUUUCCCGGCCACUGGCUGCCAGAAGCUCAUUGAAGUGGACGAUGAACGAAAACUUCGUACCUUCUACGAGAAGCGUAUGGCCACAGAAGUUGCUGCUGACGCUCUGGGUGAAGAAUGGAAGGGUUAUGUGGUCCGAAUCAGUGGCGGGAACGAUAAGCAGGGUUUCCCCAUGAAGCAGGGUGUCUUGACCCAUGGCCGAGUUCGCCUGCUACUGAGUAAGGGGCAUUCCUGUUACAGACCAAGGAGGACUGGAGAGAGAAAGCGCAAAUCUGUACGGGGUUGCAUUGUGGAUGCCAAUCUGAGUGUUCUCAACUUGGUCAUUGUGAAAAAAGGGGAGAAGGAUAUUCCUGGACUCACUGAUACUACAGUGCCUCGUCGCCUGGGUCCCAAAAGAGCUAGCAGAAUCCGCAAACUUUUCAAUCUCUCUAAAGAAGAUGACGUCCGCCAGUAUGUUGUGCGAAAGCCCCUAAACAAAGAAGGUAAGAAACCUAGGACUAAAGCACCCAAGAUUCAGCGUCUCGUGACUCCACGAGUUCUGCAACACAAACGCCGGCGUAUUGCUCUGAAGAAACAGCGUACUAAGAAAAACAAAGAAGAGGCUGCAGAAUAUGCUAAACUUUUGGCCAAGAGAAUGAAGGAGGCCAAAGAAAAACGGCAGGAACAGAUUGCCAAGAGACGGAGGCUGUCCUCUCUGAGAGCUUCUACUUCUAAGUCUGAGUCCAGUCAAAAAUGAGAUGUUCUAAGAGUAACAAAUAAAUAAGAUCAGACAUCAAA